Messenger RNA from Pisolithus orientalis, 1686 nucleotides. RefSeq lists its product as uncharacterized. The coding region runs from base 1 to 1686 and encodes 561 amino acids. The transcript has 5 exons. Lineage: Eukaryota; Fungi; Basidiomycota; Agaricomycetes; Boletales; Pisolithaceae. The record is from RefSeq and is a predicted model, not a curated record.
AUGUCGGGCGAUCUGGAAAAGCACGAGAAGCUACUCGGAAAGAGCUUAUCGCUCAUCUCUCAUUAUUCGAAGCUGCAGGGGAGCUCAGGAGACUUGGGCAACCCCUGGCUCCUGGGAUGGAAUCAUUAUUUCUGUGAUGAGGACAUAGUGAUGGAAGAUGGUGCGACUUUGCCACCAGGAUGGAACGAUCCCGGUCCAUCCAUCCACAUGUCAACAUACUCUGCAUCGAGGUCCACAUCCGGAUCGCCAGCAUCAUGUGCUGGUGCGGGUCCAUCCAGGUUAAGUCCACUUACCCAUGAUGGUUGCACAUAUUGGCCUUCUAGGCCUUCAUCAUCUGCUGGGCGAUCGGCGGUGAUCUCAAGAUCUCCAUCAGCAAUGGGAGACAUGGAGAGCCGUGUUUCGAGCUCUCCAUCAGCAUUCUCAUUCGCAUCGCCAUACCCAUUUCAUUCGCAGGGGUCUACAUCGAAAGAUACACCACUCGAUAUCCUCUACAUCCCAGACCCAAGCCGCGAGGUGAAAUCGAAGAAUGAGGCAAAGGAAGAUCUAGGAUGGGCGACCCGCUGUAUAAAACCUCACCAAUAUGAGGUUAUCAAGGAGCUCGGAAAAUUCGUAUACAAACUAUCAGAAAGCAAAGAGGGCGUGAAGGUGGUGGUCAGCGAAUGGCUUUGGUUGGCAAUGAACAUGGAAGAGUACAACGAUGGCAACGCAUUCGAGCUGAAGUACAUGAAGUGGGCAGACUUCAAGGCCAUCGUACUCGAUCCGAUCAGCCAGCAAUCUAAAUGGAAUGAGCUCGUACGGAUGGACUGUAUAAUCGGAGGCAUCGACUACACGAUCGAUUUCCGCCGUCAAGUACAGUUUUGGCCCCCACCAGAUCAGGUUCGGACUGCUGCUGUCAAGUGGGAGACCCUGGCACACCUGCAGGCAAUUUCAGCUAUCCACAGAUGGGUGGUACCGGAAAUGCAUAUAAUUAGCGAUGGGGACCCUAUCGACGAUUCCUACGUCCUGAAGCGGAGUCACAGCGACUGUGGCAAACAUGUGAUACUUCCGACCGCCCCGAAAUCAAGCCGCACCUGGGCCCAUCUCAAGAAUAACACGAACGAGGACUCGGACGAGGUAUGGAUUGCCCAACAAUAUAUCCCAAGCUUGGUGUUCCUUGGGGAGUGGCGGUUAAACAAUGGCGGCUGGUCUGGAAUCCCGGUCACAAGUUUUCUGUCAUUGGAGGAGGCGGGCGAAAUAUGGUAUGAUGCACUCUCAUCAUGCUUAUCGUACUUAGAACUGGAUCUCGCCAACAGGAAGGAUGAGUCGCUAAGCAUUGCUGAACAGAGGAAGAAGAUUGUGAAUCCGCAAAGGGGAGAUAUCGAAACAAGGCAGAGAGCGAUGGAUGAGUUCAACAACUUCGUGCUAAAAGCCUGGGCAGAACUAGUCGCACGAGAAACUGAGGGUCGGUGGCGCAAGACCUUCCAUGUCAUUGUUUUGUCGAAUGGAUAUCAGGAUCAUGGCCCCAGAUGGCAUGAGCCCGAAGCUACGGCUGGGAUACUUUGUCAACGAGGUGGAACGUACUCUGACGACGAGCUUCUGGCUAUUCUGGAACAUAAACAACACCGGGAGGAAUCAUGGCAGACACAUUCGCAAAGCUGUUCGAGAAAUGGGUCAGAUCGAAUCACCAAUGUAUACUGCAUAGCAUAA